AUGCAGCCAGCAGAAGCAAUGGCCCGGAUGAAGCAGGAACCACGCAAGUCGACGAGUGUGAAGGUGCCUCGGGAGCCGGCCGCCGACCGCACUAAGCGUUCUACCGCGAUGCGCCAGUACGCCGAGUUCAUCGAGAGCGCGGGUCUGUCCAUUCCCCGGUCGGAGUUCUUGCGCCUCAUGCGCGACGUCGUAAACGACUACAAGCCGGGCGUGCGCUUCCACGGAACAGCGGUGGGCCUGAUCCAGGUAGCCUGCGAAUCCCACAUUGUCGAACUCUUUCGGGACGCAAACGCGUAUGCCACCCGCGACGACCGCGAAACCGUCAAGGUCAAGGACAUGCAGCUCGCGCUCGCAGCGAGAAAGAGCAUCUCCAACGCGGCGCCGCAAUAGCUAAUCUAUAACUGUCACGCUUGUUAUUGCA
Molecule: messenger RNA, 421 nt
Organism: Saprolegnia diclina VS20
Lineage: Eukaryota; Oomycota; Saprolegniomycetes; Saprolegniales; Saprolegniaceae
Exons: 1
Coding region: 1-390 (129 amino acids)
Cellular component (GO): nucleosome
Molecular function (GO): DNA binding; structural constituent of chromatin; protein heterodimerization activity
Source: RefSeq, a predicted model, not a curated record